AACAACCGUCGUAUAUGUCGUUAGUCGUCGUCGUCGUCGUCGUGCGCGUUGUAUUAAUGUAAUAUUAGUGACUACCGGUAUAUUCUCCCGGCGCUCGAUCGAUUUAUACAAACGUGUACGUAAUUCAAUAAAAUACAUGGCCCUUAUUUUCGUCGUCUAAUCGUCUAUUCAGGUCUGGACACCGCUCGAGCUCUGGCUGUUGUCUUUCGUGAGGAUAUAUUAUUUAUACGUAUUAUUUAAUAUAAUAUAUGACACGCUUGAGUAUAAGCAUAUCAGAUAGGUACUCGGUGGCCGGUUGAGUGCUGCAUUUAGGUAUACAUUAAAAUAAUGCGACGAACAACGUUGUAUUCGAACGCCGCUGUUCUGUUUGCGUUCCUGUGGCUGACGAUCCCGUCGAGACCAUGUCUAUGCCUCAACACCGACUGCGAUUUCACUGAAAGUUACGAAGAGAUCGUCACAGUCAGCAUCAAUGAACCUGUACAAGUUACUAAGUAUAAAUGGUGCUUGGACAUACCACCGAGAUGUCCAGACAAUAAGCGAGAGUUUAGGACCGUACUCAAGAAUAUUACUGUACCUAAAAUGCGUAAGGUGAAGAGAUGUUGCAAGGAUCAAAUUCAGUUGUACGAUAAUUGUGUUUCGAGGUGUGCUGAAGAUCAGUGUCCGAAUAUUCAAUGUACAUCAGGCACUGACAAAUGUAAAUGCAAGUCAGGAUACACAGGUCAUUUAUGCAGACAAACGUGUGAAGUCGGGCGUUGGGGCCUUGGAUGUGCAAACUCUUGUGACAAGUCUUGUCCGAACUGCGACCACCGGACCGGAUGCUGCAAGACAGCCGCCACUGGAUCGUCGAAUUUCUGUGGCGGCGGCGGAAGCAUCGGUAACGCCGGUCGGCAAACAGCGGCUGCUUCCGGUGUCCGCAACGGCACAGCGCGCAAAAUCGACGAUGCAGCCGUGGUGUCGGCGGUGGCCGACAGCUUGGCACGUUUCCGAAAACUGAGCACUACCAUACGACUGCAGACGACCACGUGGGAACCAGAGGGGAACGAGGCCAACGAAACGACGAGGACGACGGAGGUGACGAGCACGAGGAAACCGGCGACGACGCAAAACAGAUCCGCUGCGGUCGAUACGGCGUGGACACCGCUGGAGGCGACGGCGCUCAAGUACGACGAGCUGGUGACGAGGCUCAUAUGGAUAUUCGCCAUGACUUUGGUGGCCAUCGCCAUGGUGUUUGUCAUAAUGUUCGUCGUGUUCUUCAAGUGCUACGGGACGACCGCGUCCAAACCGCAAACGGACGAUCGCCCCGCCCGAAACCCGUGGCCGGAACAGAGCACCGGCAAAGUUCGCGAGACAUGUAUCACAACACAAAACCUAUGUAAUGUGCCACCUGUUAGAUAUACGAAAACUCCUACACUAUACACAUCUACCAAUGUUGAUUUACCAACUCAUCCAGAAAUAUUUUGUCCAGUUUUUUCAGCUCCUCAUUACACAGGUGGUUCGUCACUAUAUGAUUCUCCACAACCAUUGUAUGAAAUUUUAUACUGAUCAAUAAGUUUAUAAAUACAUACCAAUGAUUUAUAAUUAAUUUCUAAGAAUAAUGUAUAAGUAUAAGUAAUUAUAGUCUUUUAUAAUAGUGCAAUAAAACAUAAAACCUUUAAAA
Messenger RNA from Aphis gossypii (cotton aphid), 1657 nucleotides. Its product is annotated as multiple epidermal growth factor-like domains protein 11. The coding region runs from base 328 to 1542 and encodes 404 amino acids. The record is from RefSeq and is a predicted model, not a curated record. The transcript is spliced from 7 exons. NCBI's taxonomy places the organism in Eukaryota, Metazoa, Arthropoda, Insecta, Hemiptera, Aphididae.